CGAUGCGAGCAACAUCAACGACGAAGAGCCCGCGGAGGAAGAAAUGGAGUACUCUGACGAUGAGGCGGAAGCCGCGGCGAAACGCGCUAGGACGCAGAGGUAAGCAUGCCAGCAGCGUCAUAGAAGACUGACUUACCGCACUAUAGGCACCGGUCCCGCUCUGCUGCUUCGUCGAGGCAUACAACUCCCAUACCCUCGAUGAGGCGGGACUCGGACAUGUCCGAGGACGAUGCAUAUGGCGUCAAUCAUCACGGCCAACGGGAUCCGUACAACGACCUCGAUUAUGGUGCAGGACCGUCUCGCCCUGCUCCUAUGCCCUACGACGAUCCGUACGCGGACAACUAUGGUGUACCUGACUCGGUCCCUUCAGCGCCCCAGGGCUCGCCAAGCACUUCUCAAGACCAAGGCGACAACAGGUCUGAGAGUGGAGACCACAAUGUUAGUCGUGGGCGUGGAAGAGGUCACUUCAAUGCAUCCGGAAGGGGAAGACGCGAUGACCACGGCCGGGGCCGAGGCCGUGGACGGGGUCGAGGGAGGGAGCGCGGAAGAGGCCGUGGACGAGGUCGCGACGACCGACAAUCAUGGGGUGGCGGCGACAGGGGAUCCAAGGUGCAUUCGUCUCCUCAUGCCGACUAUGAUCCCCAGCCACGUCGUUCGAUGUCUCCCACGUCGCUGGCCAUCGCACGAGCGACUGGUCAGUACUCUGACGGGUCCGUAGCGACCCAGGCAGCGCAGCCUUAUUCAGAUGUCUACCAACAUAUGAACGACGGCGGGUGGGGCGACCAGUACGCCCAGCAGCAGCAGCAGCAGUUCAAUUUCCCCGGAUACGGGUACCAAAAUCAGUAUGUGCAACCGCACAUCAACCCCGUUUGCCUCCACCUUCGCGAUGAACUUUGGAUUCGCGCAGGCGAACCAGUAUACUCCCUAUGGGAAUGCGGGGUACAGCGCUGCAGGCGACGAGUCUGGAGCUUGGAACCAGAGCUGGGGCUCCUCUGCAGAUGGUGACGCUGAGUCAUCCAACAGGGAUAGUAGUUGAUGAUCAAUAUGAUACGAUAUUCCGAAG
Molecule: messenger RNA, 1063 nt
Organism: Fomitopsis serialis
Lineage: Eukaryota; Fungi; Basidiomycota; Agaricomycetes; Polyporales; Fomitopsidaceae
Exons: 1
Coding region: 199-1005 (268 amino acids)
Source: RefSeq, a predicted model, not a curated record